This is a messenger RNA of Aegilops tauschii subsp. strangulata, 4230 nucleotides long. Its product is annotated as SNF2 domain-containing protein CLASSY 4-like. Gene Ontology annotation, biological process: gene silencing by siRNA-directed DNA methylation. The record is from RefSeq and is a predicted model, not a curated record. Gene Ontology annotation, molecular function: ATP binding. NCBI's taxonomy places the organism in Eukaryota, Viridiplantae, Streptophyta, Magnoliopsida, Poales, Poaceae.
ACCCACGCCUCACACUCGCACGGCUACACUAGCUGGGACACUCCCAAAAACCCUCGUCCUCUCCCCUGCCGUUUCCACCGCCGGGACGAGAUGCCGACCACGCCGUCGCCCGGCGACCUCCCCGGCCGCAGGCCCCGCCGCCUGAUCAUCGACGACGUCGACGACGACGACGGCCACCGCGCGCCGGAGGUCGCCGCGGCCGGGAGCCAGCGCGUCGAGGCGGAAAGCGCCCAGGAUUUGGUGCCAAACCCGCUCGCGCCCUUGUCCUCUUCGCAGCCGGCGGCUGCACCGGCUACCGGCGCCAAGCCCGCCGAGAUCAUCGAGAUCGACGACGACGACCGCGUGCCGGAGGUCGCCACGGUCGGGAGCCAGCGCGUCGAGGCGGAAAGCGCCGGGGAUUUGUUGCGAAACCCGCUCGCGCCCUCGUCCUCUUCGCAGCGGGCGGAUGCACUGGGCACCGGCGUCCAGCCCGCCGAGAUCAUCGAGAUCUCCGACGACGACGGAGAAGAAGAAGAUGUCGGCGAGACCGGGGGACCAGUCAAGAAGGAGCCUGUCGAUGACAUCGACUGGCCCUCUCUCCUCUUGUCAAGCGAGGAGGAGAAGGAGGCCCCGAGGUCUGACGAGAGUACGAGCAGCGGCGGCCCCGAUGGAACGAGCAACGGAAUUGAGACGAGUCGACGAGAGGGUGCCUCUGACGAUGGCGAGGAGGAGCGGGAGGAGGAAGUGGGGAUGCCGGAUCCAGAGGAUAAGGACGGUGCAGAGGACGGGCAUGAGGAAGAAGAUAAAGAGGAGGAAGAGGAAGAUAAAGAGGAAGAUGAAUGGGAGCAGGAAGAAGAGGAGGAGUCGGAGGAAUCGGAAGAAGAUUCCGAGGAACCUGAGGCAGAGGAAGAACCGGGCCGUCGCGUGCUUAGCGAUGCCAGGCUCGCCGGUCGGUACACGGGGCCGUGGCCGGGCGGCGAGAUCUUCCCCAAGCGGAAGUUUGAAGGGUGGUACAUCACCAAGAUGGCGGACACCGGCUCUCCUGGCGGCACCGUCGCGUCGCGGCUGCGGUCAAAGCGGAGAUGCCCCGACGCGAAGCUGCUCCGGCAAGCCACCCGCAGAAAGCCGUACUGCGUCGACACGCCGUCGCAGUCCAGCUCGGAUGCAGAGGAGGACGAGAAAGACAAACCACCGCCUCAUCCAGCGCGGUCGUCCAGUGACGAGGGCGGCCGCGGGCAUGGCAGGACGGGGAUAAGGCGCCCACGGCGCAGAGGACAAAACGCCGAUGAUGACUCUGACGAAGAUGGCAGAACGGCGACGAGGCGGCGCCGAGGACAAAACGCUGCCCACAGCGAUGAAGACUUCGAGGAACCCGGCGGAAUGGCCGCCGCGAGGAGAAGGGAGAAGCAGCGCAUGGAAGAAGAUGAUGAUGCUGCUGACGGCGGCGAUGAGGCUGAUGAGCAGGGAGCUUCCUGGAGGGCAAAGAAAGAAGGAGCGGCGUCCUGCCGGCAGGCGGCCGGCCGCAAGUGCAAGGACUUCCCCGCAGAGGGAUGGGAGCAGCAGGGCGAUGUCACCUUCAAGAAGAGCUCGCUGGUUCCUCCGAGGCGGCAGGACGGGCGAGACCAAGAGACUUACGACGAUCUGCUCUACUCCAUUUUCGAGGGAAUCGAGACCACUCUUCAGAACGCCUCUCUUCCUCUGGACGCCCCUGUUCCUGCACCAGAGCAGGGAGGCGAUCCGUUUCCUCUGGUGUUCUCCUUCGGGGUUGUAGAUGAGGUGGUGCCGGAGAAGACUGCUCUGGACGACCUGUGGGCACAACGUGACUUGGCCUUGGACUUGGAGGCCGAAUCCAACAAGGUUUCUUCUCACACUUGCCACAAGGACGAGGAGAGCGAUGAGCAUGAAAUUCCUGCACAUGGAGGGACUUUUUGCAAGCGAGGGAAGCAUGAUCUCUUUCAUGAUGAUCAAAUCGGCAUUCGAUGCCGAAAAUGCGAUUACAUCGAAAUCGAAAUUAGACACGUAUUUCCAUCCAUGGCCAAGGAAUCGACGGAUAGGGAGCCAGCAGCGGAGCAUGAUAGGCUUGACAUGUUCGUUGAUGACAUCCUGAAAUCAGUUGGAUAUGAAGGGGCAAGCAACGUGGGGUUGGCAAGUGACAAAACUGGCGUCGUCUGGGAUCUCAUUCCUGGGGUACGGGAAGACAUGUUCCCACACCAGCGGGAAGGGUUUGAGUUCAUGUGGAGAAAACUUGCAGGAGGGAUCGACAUUGAGCAGCUGAGGCACACCAUGAACACUGACACCACAAGUGGCUGUGUGAUCUCUCAUGCCCCGGGGACCGGCAAGACCAGGCUAGCAAUCACAUUCGUGCAAUCUUACCUGGAGCUCUUCCCGCACUGCAGGCCAGUUAUCAUUGCCCCCAGGGGUAUGCUGGCUACAUGGGAGCAGGAGUUCAGUAAAUGGAAUGUCAAGCUCCCGUUCCAUGUCCUCAGUUCCAGUGAGAUCCAGUGGAAUCAAGACAAGACCAUCCAUAAACUGGUCUCCAAGGAUCAUGGUCUGGGCCAGAAGCUGGCCAUGAAGAAACUGAGCCAGAAAUCCAAGAUGAUGCUGAAGCUGGCAUCAUGGUAUGAAGGGAGCAGCAUCAUCGGUCUAAGCUAUUCGCUCUACAGGAAUCUUGCCAAGGGCGAAGGCAAGGAUGGAGAAAUGCAGAGGAACCUGCUUCUUGAGAAGCCCGGCUUGCUGGUCCUCGACGAGGGGCACACACCAAGGAACAAGAAGAGCCUCAUUUGGAAAGUUCUCGCAGAGGUCAGCACCGAAAAGCGGAUAAUCCUGUCAGGGACUCCAUUCCAGAACAACUUCCUAGAGCUGUACAACAUCUUGUGCCUGGUUAAGCCCAAGUUUGCCAAAGAUUUUGCUUGUACAAGACUCAGCAAGAAAGGAGUUGCUUCCACCAGUCAAUCAAGAGCAGCGCCUCAGGUGGAGGAGGAUGAAGGCAAAGAAUUCUGGAGUUCAUUAAGGAUAAGUAACAUCACGGAUGAACACAUCACUGAAAUCCGGGAAAAGCUGGGCCCUUUUGUGCACAUCCAUAAUGGUGACAUUCUUCAGAAGUCUCUUCCAGGAUUGAGAGAAUCUGUUGUGAUCCUAAACCCUCUUCCUCGUCAGAAGGAAAUCAUCGCAAUGAUGGAGGAAAGUGCAGGGAAGGGUUUUCUUGACGCAGAAUACAAGAUAUCUCUUGCGUCCAUACACCCAUUCCUCGUCACAAGCACAAAGCUGUCAGACACAGAAGCCUCUGUUGUGGACAAGAUGAAGAGCGUGCGGCUGAACCCAUGCGAAGGAGUGAAGACAUGGUUCGUUUUUGAGAUCAUCCGUCUUUGCGAAGCACUGAAAGAAAGAGUGCUGGUGUUCAGUCAAUACCUUGAGCCACUGGCCCUGAUCAUGGACCAGCUUACCACAGAGCUAGACUGGACAGAAGGCAAGGAGAUCCUACUCAUGAGUGGAAAUGUGCGUGUUAAACAGCGCGAAGCCUUGAUGGAAGCCUUCAAUGACAUGAACAGUGAGGCUAAGGUGAUGCUUGCAUCAACCAAGGCCUGCUGUGAAGGAAUAACACUGGUCGGUGCAUCGCGUGUGGUUCUCCUUGAUGUCGUCUGGAAUCCUUCUGUUGGACGGCAGGCGAUUGGCCGAGCCUAUAGAAUCGGCCAGGAGAAGAUUGUGUACACAUACAACCUGAUUGCAGAAGGAACAAAGGAGAAGGUCAAAUAUGACAGACAAGCUACCAAGGAUCACAUGUCCAAAUUACUGUUUUCAAAUGAACCGCAACCUACCGGGAGCAAUCUGUCACCAGAACUGAUAUCCAAUGAUAGGAUUUUAGAAAAAAUGGCUGCACGUGAAGAACUUAAAGACAUGUUUGUGCAGAUUCUCCCUUCCCAUUGACUGCAGAAGUUAUAGCUCAAUCUUGGAGGUCUGAUGAUUCUACAUUCCAUCGAUAUCGGAAUCUUCAGAGUCUCCAAAUAAUAACUGGCAUCUUGCUGCCCCUGUGGAAUAGCUGCUCCUAGAACUCUUGUGGUGUUGUGUGUUGUAGGGUACUAGUGGGUUUUCGUCCCGUAGUUUGUCUCUUAAUUGACGAGGAACAGCGGGUUUCCCAUUAGUGUGUCGAACUCGUUUCUUUCCCUUUCUCUCCUUUCUUUCUUUCUGUAAGACUUGGUAUUUCUGAUAUUAUUUGCCUGGUAGUGAACUACUUAUAUAAGUUUAUUUGUAUUA